UACUUUCUGACUUGCUGAGAAAUGGCUGUUGUGAACUGUUUUUGCUGAAAUUAAUUGUAGAAAUGGAUUCCUUGACCCCCAAAAACUUGGGUUAGACAUAAGAUUCAACGGAUUUGGAGUUGUCUAGCUGUAGAUAUCACAAAAUCAAGUUUUGGCUUUUAAAAAUUAUGCAUUUUCUCUUUUGCACAAAAUAUAAAUUUGGUCUGAGAAUUGGUUGAUUUUGACUUUAAAAAUGCAUAUCAAGUUUGACAAAAAUUGGAUUUGUGUAGCCUUGGGAAUGUUUGAAAUAAGUUUAGAAGGAUUUAAGCAUCUGGAGGGACUGUUUUGGCAAUUUGAGCAUGUAGGAUCUGUUAUUAGCAUUUUUGGACAUAAAAAAUGGUUUUAUCAUGUGGAAAAACAUAUAAAGCUCUUUUCAAAAGGAUUUGUACAUCUUAAGCUAAUUAAUUUUAAAGUUUGGAUUGAUUUUUUAAAAGUAAUGGAAUUGGGAUAUUGUGGUAAUGGUAUGAUUAUGAUUUAUGAUAUUAUGGACUUGGUUAUGUAAAUUAAUGGAGAUGAUAUGAUGAUGAUGCCAUGGACUAGAAUAUGCUUGGUUUAGUCAACAUGGCCUUAGAGCUUAGUACAGAUGUCACUCUUUUUGAAGUACAGUAUUGUUUGAUUUACUUUGCCUUUGUUUCAACCUCAGAAUUGCCAAUAAAAUUUAAAACCAUUCCUUCAUUGUAAGCUAAGUUACUUACUUGAUUGUUAUCAGUCUAACAGAUCCGAUCCAAACGUUAAUUGUUAUGACUUAUCCAAAUGUUAAUUGUCAUCAGUCUAACUCGAAAAUGAAUCUGCAAAUGGCAGAGAGAAUAUUUAUUGCAGCAUUCACCUCUUUGAGGGUAGGUUCAGUAGUCACUUCUGGCUGCCUUCUUGAUAUUCUCACUUCGACUUCUGUAGUUGAAGUCAAGGCAUUGACAUUUACACAGAAAAUGCAUUUAUUUUCUCUUGAGAAAAGAGUCAGUUGUUCAUACUUGUACUCGAGCAACCUUCAACCAGUAAAAAACGCAGAAGAGAUAUGGAAGAUCGGCAGAAUGCAUCCUUCAAUAGGGAGUUUGAAUUCAAGGAGGAGGAUAAUCUGGUUCAUAGCCAAAUGAAAAUGCAAGAAACUGUAGCAGGAGAAAUAAACUUUGAUGAUGACAGUGCCAAGAAAGUUAUCAUGGCUGCUGUUGAAUAUGCAAAAACAUAUCCAAGAUGCGAGGAGAACCAGAAAUUUUUUGCCUUAUUUUCGAUUUAAAGAUCUUUGUUUGGACAUGAGCAAGGGAAAGAAAGGGCUGGAAUUUAAUUACAACGCAGGAGUCAUUUUCUAUGAUGAGAUCGAGUGAACUUCCUCCAAAUCCGGUUAGUUGUUGAAAAUGAAACCGUAUAGACAGUUUCUAUAUUUAUAUUGUUAUUCUUAUUCUUAAAUUUGUCAUAAAUUUGUAGAUUUUAUUUUACAACUAUCUUCGUUUAAACAAGCACGUGCUUGAGAAUUUUAAUUACCUGAAAAAGGAUUUAUAGACCUCUCUGGCUUAAAUACAACAAGGCAACUAAACUCAGAAAAUAUUAUGUCCAUGUCCCCAAGCACUAGCCCGCAGUAUAUGUUGUCAUCUUCAUCUGAAAAGACGUAGUCAUCUUUGAAGAAGCAGUAGUGGUAAUGAAAGUAAUUUUCUUUUCUUAGUAUGAACACACUUUUUUGGGCUGGUUUAAGAUGAAUGGUUUGAUAUGAAUUGACUUUUAUCCCAUGAUCUCUUCAGAGCAGAUGAAGAAUAAGAGGGGAUACUGCUAAGUUGGAGCUGCAGGUUAAGAAGCGAUGGAGUGUGUUGUGUACUUAGUUGCUAACUUGGGCAUACCGCACACGUGCCUCUGCAGGCUUCAGAUUGUAGUGAAGUGCAGGCUCUCCAACUAGAAUACUUGAUAAAGCAGUGUCGUCUCAUGUGCAUUAAAUUGGUUACUUUGCAUUAAAACCGAACCCUUCACUAAUUUAAGAUAAUUAUCAUGUGGUUCCCAUUAUAAUUUUCUUGAGUUAGAUGCAUCUUAUCUUAUUUUAUAUAGUAAAUAGAAGAGGCACCUGUCACGUGACAAACCUGUGCUAGACAGUUCUACGUGGCUCAAGCUACCAUGUAGUUUCACAUUGAUAACUUGUAUAAUGUAAAGUAUGAUGUUUUUUAA
Glycine soja is the source of this 2184-nucleotide messenger RNA. RefSeq lists its product as uncharacterized. The record is from RefSeq and is a predicted model, not a curated record. Lineage: Eukaryota; Viridiplantae; Streptophyta; Magnoliopsida; Fabales; Fabaceae. The coding region runs from base 780 to 1130 and encodes 116 amino acids. The transcript is spliced from 4 exons.